AUGGCAGCAAUAAGGAUAUCGCUUCGAUCGAUCUUCCCUUCAGGUUAGUAAUCAGCAUCUCCCCAAAUUAUCGAUUGAGAAAUUCAAAUUUAGAACCUGGUAGUUUUUACUCUGGUACCUUCACUGUUGAUGAUGAGGGCAUCUGGUCGUGUGACCCUUCUGUAGGAUAUACGUAAUUUAUUACUGUGUUGUUUUCUUUUCACAAAAUCUUAUUUUUGAGAAACCAAGCUCUUGGGGGUGUGAGGGGGGUGUUAGCGGAGGCGCGUAAACAAACGUUACUCGCCCGGAGUGGUUGCAUGCCAUAAGAAUUCUUUAUGGGUACUCCCCUCAUAGGCCUUAAAUAAAACAAAAAUAAGUUGUGGUCUAAGCUCUAAUUAGCUGUGUUCCUAUUGGUGCUCAACUUAGUUUAAUACACUUUUCAAACAACUCUGCAAGUGGAAUGUGAAAGUUAUACCAUAGAUCCCAUAAAUAGCCUUGCUCUUCAAUCAUGAACCCCUCCUAUUGCCCAAAUUUGGAAAUAUUUCCAUAUACAUGUAACCCCCGUACUAUUGUAAUCUGACCCUAGUGACCAUGCAGAGGGGCUGGGGGGAGACUUAAGCCCCAUAAUUUUUUUAAAAAUGCUAAGCAUUCCCUUAUCCCCUAAGCAUUCCCUUAUCAGCCUUGUUAGCUGAAGCUUAGGAUUUUUACUGUGCGAGCCCUGGAUUCCUUAAGGCAAUCUCUUGUUUUUCAUCAUUGUUUUCUUUAUCCAAGAACUGUGUGUACAACAAAGUAUGAAAUCUUAACCAAACAUUUUGAAUAUGCAUUCUCCCUCCCCCCCCCCUCCCCCUAAGGUGCAUAUGAAGUAUUGUUGGUGGUUUAUUACUCUUGUGCAGCUAUACAUAUUCAUAUCAUGAUUGUUUCAAUUUGUCUGUGCUCUUGUUAAAACCCUUGGCUUCACCAAGUACAUUAAUACAUGGUUUAUGUUGUUGUUUAUAUCUCAAUACUGUAUUGCAAAAAAUUAUUAUAUCUGGCUAUUGUUUGGAGUGCCCCUUGUCUUAUCAUGAACAUCAGAUAAGUGCCCUGUAGGUUGAUUAAAAGACUGAGGAAAACACAAAAAUCAUACCUUGUCUAAUGAAAAAUUGCCUUAUGGGUCACCACAGGCCUUCUCUGUUCCUUCUUGUCUUUUGACACCAUUGUGAUAAAGAAGUGUAUAAUAAAAUGAGUGUGUUUUUGCCACCCAAUUUCUAGGUAUUAAAGCAUUUCACAGCACAGGCUGCUCAAGAGUACAAAUUUCUGUCCAAUAUUCAAGUGCAGCACAGCUUGCUCUUCGUGGAAUCUUAGACUCGCAGCUCAGUGACAUCCACCAAGCAGGCACAUGGAAAGACGAAAGGGUCAUAACAACCAAACAAGCCCCAGAAAUUGCAGUACAUGGACAAACUGAAAAGCUGCUCAACUUUUGUGCAAAUAACUAUCUGGGACUGUCAGUGAGUUGUACCUAAGAUUUGCACAGAUUGUUGAUGAAAAAACAGGGUUCUGGAUGUCUCUUGGAAUUAAUUGUUGAACUGUCCAUAUGAACUUGGUGACAUAUAAAGUUCUGGGGUUAAAAAGCUUUGUUUUUGCAAGUCCAACUUGAUUCUGUUACUGUAACAAAACUUUUUAUACCCAGGGAUUGCCUUCCCCUCUUACUUUUAGUGUUCAGGAUGAUCCAAUGUUACUGUCACCAAAAUAGGUAGUCUCCAAUCUGUUGGAUAUAAUGCAAUGCUCCCCUGAAGUCCAAACAUUGAUUUUGAUGAAAAAAGUAGGAGGGACUUUUUCAGUACUCCUAUCAGUUCACAAAUAUCCAGGAUAAACUUAUUUUUUUUGUGUAAGUGAAAUAAAGGGAUGAACCCUGGUAAGAGAAAAAUUGACUAGAUUUUAUAGAGAGGAACAUUGUUUUGUACUGUUUAUGCAUAAAUUUCUUGUGGCUACAGAAUCUUGCACAAUUUAAUUUUUAUUUAUACCUCCUUUUUCUAGUCUCAUCCAGAAGUUAUACAAGCAGCUAAAGAUGCCUUAGACAAGUAUGGCAAUGGACUCAGUUCAGUCAGGUUUAUAUGUGGUACACAGGUGAACAAAUGAUUAACUAAACAUAUAAAUGCAGUAUUUAUAAUGGUAAUAGGACUGAGUGGAGUCCAGUUUGGUCUGUAAUCAUACAAGUGAUUUACAAGAUCAGAUGACUGCAUCGCAGGAGUCUGAUUUGUUUAAAAUAAAUAUAAUUACAGACAGAAUUGGAUGACAUAAAGUCCUGUUACUAAUUAAUCAAACUAUGACAAAAUUUGAGAAAGAAACUAGACAUUGGUUAAACUUUUUCACAAAAUUAACAAAAAAAACAGUUAACUGGAGGAAAUGAGAGAAAACAGCUUGUGCACAUGACAUGUUCUGUCCACUUACACAGGCAUGAUGUGUUAACUGUCUCUUUAACUGUCCUAUUACACCGUUCAAUUACAAGAGUGACAUGUACACUGUCCUGUUAGUGCUCAAAUCAGGCUGGUGAUAACCAAUCACGUUCAAGAAUUUUGUUAUAGUUUUGAUAAGUAAUUUAAUUGUUAUGUCAAUUUGAUAAAGGAACUUGAAGCAAGAAGUCUUAAUAUUGAUAUGUUUUAAAUAUGGAAACAAUUGAACUUCAAAUUGACUGAAUUGUAAGUGACAGAGUCAAAAGCCACCCUGAAAGAUUGAAAUGUUAUGAUCACAAAAAUCCCUUAGUAUAUUAAUCUACAGUAGAUGUUUUGAAAUUCAACAAGAACAGAAUGGCUGGGUCUGCUGUAACAUUGAGGCUCCAUAGAACAAAUCUCAUAAACUCUUGAGGUUAUUUCACAGGGUGUUAAUAUGGGGAGGUCUGUUAUUUAAUGUUUACUUUUAGAAUAUUGAGAGAAACCUAUAAUUCGAUUUCAACCAUAGGGAGGCUGGGUCAGAGGAGUGAUAGGGUGUGGGAGGGGUCAGGGGUGAGAGGGUCAUGAGAGGUGAGAGGGAAUGGUAGAAGAAAGAGUAUCUAUGAAAGUGGAAGGAGAAGGAAAAUGCAUGAAAGCAAAAAUUUAUUAAUCUGCAGUGUAUCACUGGAAAUUAAAGACUUAAGAGAGGAGUCAAAGGUUUAGGAAAUGGAAUAUGAGGGUGCAGGAAGUCUGAGACUUUCACCAUAUCUGUACCCCUCUCACUCAAGGUUUUGACUGCUUAUAAAUCCCCAUUAGUGUUUUCAAUUGGUUGUGAGCUUUUUUUAAAACUGUGAUGAUGGGUUUGACCCUCAUUGCAUUAUUAAAUUUAAUACCAUAAUUCUUAUAUAAAGACCAACUUUGGUUUUGGGUACAGGAUCUUCAUAAAGAACUUGAGGAAAAGAUAUCAAGAUUCCAUGAACGGGAAGAUACAAUUCUAUAUGCUUGUUGUUUUGAUGCAAAUGCUGGCUUAUUUGAGGCUCUUAUGACUCCAGAUGAUGCAAUAUUAAGUGAUGAAUUGAAUCAUGCAUCUAUCAUUGAUGGAAUACGACUAUCCAAGGCCAAGAAAUUCAGAUACAAAAAUAAAGACAUGAAAGGUGAGAUUUGGUGUGAUUUGUCUGAUUAUGGAAUUGAAUAAAAAUAUGUUUUUAUGCGUGGUUUUGUUUUUUAUAAGGUAUUCCUAGUUGUAUUAAUUCUGUUAUUAUUUAGAUUAUUUGUAAAUUUUGCUUGUAAAAGUUUUUGUAAAUUUUAUUCACUGCAAGAAAAUACAAUUCCAUACAUUUACUUUUGUUGUUCUUCUUCUUAUAUUUCUAUAUUUUAUAAUUUCUUAUCCUAGCAGGUACUUAAAUUUCAUGUCUAUCAGGUAUUUGUAUUUAUUAAUUAAUUCCUGUAACACUAUUACUCAUAUAGUACUAAUGAUUUGUAAAUUCCUUGUCAGACCUUGAAGAAAAGCUGAAUGAGGCAGAGGGAGCACGUAUGAAGUUAAUAGUUACUGAUGGUGUUUUCAGUAUGGAUGGAAAAGUUGCACCUCUUAAGUAUGUAUGGUCAAUGAAUAUAAAUUUACUUUGAUUGGAUGAUUAAUUUUGACUCCUGUAUAGAGAUGUCUUUGAAACUAAAUUUAAAAUAACUGCAACCAAAUGUGAGCUAUUCUUCAUGACCAUAUAUUGUUAGAACUAACUAGACAUGAAAUCUCUUCAAUCUGUUUUUUAUAUACUUAUAUAUUAUUUUUGGACCUCUUGCAGUAAUUUUUCUUGUUGAAACAAAACAUUCAUACUCCAAGUUCUGCAAAAAUUGAAAAUUCGAUUUACACUGGGCCAUCUUCAAAAUUAUCCACAGGCAUCAUUCAAUGUUCACUUACAAAAAUUACAUUGGGUUUUCUUUUAAUAGUGAACUGUGUGACUUAGCAGAAAAGUAUGGUGCACUUACAUUUAAUUUUGACUCCUGUAUAGAGAUGUCUUUGAAACUAAAUUUAAAAUAACUGCAACCAAAUGUGAGCUAUUCUUCAUGACCAUAUAUUGUUAGAACUAACUAGACAUGAAAUCUCUUCAAUCUGUUUUUUAUAUACUUAUAUAUUAUUUUUGGACCUCUUGCAGUAAUUUUUCUUGUUGAAACAAAACAUUCAUACUCCAAGUUCUGCAAAAAUUGAAAAUUCGAUUUACACUGGGCCAUCUUCAAAAUUAUCCACAGGCAUCAUUCAAUGUUCACUUACAAAAAUUACAUUGGGUUUUCUUUUAAUAGUGAACUGUGUGACUUAGCAGAAAAGUAUGGUGCACUUACAUUCAUUGAUGAGUGUCAUGCUACAGGAUUCCUUGGAGACACAGGGAGGUAAAAGUGUUACUUUCAAUAUUAUUUAACCUUAAAGUUUAAUUAAUUUGGAAAAAAAUUGGGUUUUUCAGCAAUUUCUUAACCCUUUAACCCCUAAGAGUGACUAGCAUCUAAGUUCUCCUUACAGUAUCUCCCCUGAAUCACACAUUAGGGUCAUGAGAAUGAUGGAAAUGAUCAACAACUACAGAAGCUCUGGAUUGUUAAGCUAAUUCUCCUUGUCAGCAGCUCAGGAAAUGUAUAGAGAACAGUAUGGAGAAUUUGCAUACUGAUGUUAGGGUGCAAAGGGUUAAAUUGUAGCUCACCUGUAGGGAUCAUUUCUUCUCUUGAGAACUGCUUAUGUUGUCUUCAGAUUGAUUUACUACUCUUUGCUUUUGCAUUUUCUGAAUAUUUGUCCUGAUUCAUCCAUAGAUAAUAAGUUCUAGUUCACUUCUCAUUGUAAUUUUUAUGUUGCUGGAUCUUAAUUUUCUAGGGGAACAGAGGAAUAUCUAAACUGUAUGGGCCGUGUGGAUAUCAUUAACUCAACUCUUGGGAAAGCUUUGGGUGGAGGAGCAGGUGUGUAUUUUGAGUUUUCAUUCUCAGUUGAAUGUAGUACCUGGCUGCCUACUUUGGGAUUAAAGACUGCUUAAUUUGUUUUCCCCCAAAUGCCCUAUUUUGCAUUUCUUCUUCAUUUGUUGCUUGUGCCUUUUAAGCUUUGGAAGAUGGUUUCUUCAAAGCACAUUGGGAAUCCUGUUGCUAUAUAUGACUUCCAUAUUAAGGCAAACAGGCCAGUGAUAUCAGUCAUGGAAAUGAGUGAGAGGGAUCAUGCAACCAUGCAAGAUGUUUAGAGCUGUUUUUGAUUGCCUGUUGAGAUUUAUCCAAGAUUGCAUUGAGUUCUUCACUCAUCUUCUUUGACUAGUCAAGGAAAUUCCCACCAAUUAAUCAGAUGAAAAAUCAUUCACACCAUAGUCAGUUGCAUUUUACCCUGCUCCAGGCCCCAGAUGUUGAUAGAGUGAAUAACCGUAUAUCCAUUGGAUAAAUCUCUAUCCAUGCAGUGCAUACUUGUAUGUUGGAUAAUGGUUUAUCUGUUGAAUAGCACAAUCCACCCUUUACAGGAUAAGUGCAUCAUCAGGACUCAGUGCACAAGAUUUGCUUACUUUUACAUGUCCAGAUGAAGGGUAUUUAAAUAAAAAAUUAUUAUUUACAUUCUAUUUAAUUUUAAGGUGGCUAUACAACAGGACCAAAACAACUAAUUGAUUUGCUUCGUCAGAAGUCCCGUCCUUAUCUGUUCUCCAACACUCUGCCCCCUCCAGUUGUGGGUGGGGCCAGUAAGGUGAGCUUUCACCCCCCCCCCUUUUUUUCUUUUUCUGUGAUUGAAUUUGUUUUCCUUAAGAACUCAUUAGCAUGUGGUGCAGUCCCUCCCUGUCUUUUAGUGGUAUAAGUGUUAUCAGUGAUACCAUGUUUCAUUGCUGUAAGUCUCAUAAUAUUUUUGUGUUUGUAAAUUUUCGAAAUUGUGUAUAAUUAUAUUAUUAAAAGUUGUGGUGUAAAUUAAGUGGAAGUUUUAUAUUGUUGAAACACCAAGGGCUACUGUAUGACAGACCAACACAAUUCCUAUUGACAUUUUAAAGUAAAUUAUGAUAUAUCACUGAGUAGUAAAUAAAUACUGUUUCCAGGUGUUUGAUCUGUUAAUGAAUGGAUCUGACUUGAUCAAAAAAGUGUCUGAAAACACUAAGUUAUUCCGAAAGAAAAUGACAGCAGCGGGGUUUCACAUAAUUGUAAGUAUGCUCUUCAUCAGUUGGUAUGUGCUUGAUUCUAGUACAUUAACUUUGAUUUCCUUUAGAUACAUAUUUGGCUGGAGAGAUUUUGACUUCUAAUCUGGGUAGUUCAGAGUAAAAACAGACUCUCUUUGUUUACAAAUUUGCGCAUUUCCAGGCCAGCUGUUUACACCCUAAGAUCAGUUUGCAUAUUCUCCAUACUGUUCUUUGUACACUUCCCAAGGUGCUGACAAGGAGAAUUUUUUGGGUUAAUAAGUUUCCAGAGUGUAAUUUGUGGUUAUAAUUAAGCCCCUUUAUUUUCAGGAAUGAUCAUUGUCAAAAUUCUCCACAGAAUCAUAUGCUGUUAAGCAGACAGACGGUCAUUACCAGUAAAUAUAGACAAAAUGUAAUAACUAGUUUUCUCCUUCUCAUGAUGUUUUAUCUAUCUGUCAUAGGGGGAUGGUCAUCCAAUAACUCCUGUCAUGUUGGGAGAUGCACGGCUGGCUGUAGAGUUUGCUGAUGAAAUGUUAGGUGUGUAUUUUUUGUCUCCACAGAUGGCCUAACCUAAUGUUCCAUCUGUUGCAGGUGUUAAUUAUUGGUAAAUUAAAAUAUUGAUAAAAUGAAUAACCUGGAUUAAACCUACUGUUUGUUUUUUUAUUUUUAUAGAUCGUGGUAUCUAUGUGAUAGGUUUUACAUUUCCUGUUGUUCCCAAAGGUAAGGCAGCCUGAAGUUGAAUGUUGCAAAAUUCUCUACCUCACUGUCCAAUAGGACUGUCGUUCCUGACAAAAUUAGUGUUGUAAUCUCACCUGAAUUAAUAAUCAUCUAUCAAAUGUUUUUUAUUUUUAAUUUAUUAAAUAGUUUGCUUUAAGCUACCAUUAAGUGCAAAGUUUGAACCAAAUUAUUAAUAUUAUCAUUUGAGUUAGCCUGCACAGUAUAUGGAAGCUGGAGUGGACCGCCACUUAUUCAGUGGACUGAGAACUGAGUGGGGUGUGGAUGGUGUCCAAUAAUUAUUUCCUUUCCAUGAUUUUCCUUUGCCUGAAGGACCAAAACAAUUUGAUCUUAGCCUGUUCUGAAUCAUGGUCCAGGAUGGGGGCAAAAUAAAAAGUUAAAACAAGAGGCAGAAGAAGGAUUUUCUUGGGUCAAAACUCCACAGGAACUGUCUCCUUACUUGCUUGUCCUCAUGGGCUCACUUCAUGUAUUUAAAACAACACAAAAAAUGACUUUGGUCAAGCUGGUUUUAACUUUUAUUGGUUAUAAAUAACAUUUUUGUUCCACAUUUUUAUUAUACCUAGGUCAAGCAAGGAUUCGGGUUCAGAUCUCUGCUGCGCACAGCACAGAGGAGAUUGAUCGCUGUGUUGAAGCUUUUAUUGAUGUUGGAAAAAAGAAAGGUGUAAUUUAA
This is a messenger RNA of Pocillopora meandrina, 7895 nucleotides long. NCBI's taxonomy places the organism in Eukaryota, Metazoa, Cnidaria, Anthozoa, Scleractinia, Pocilloporidae. The record is from the annotation of a GenBank genome assembly.